AUGAAGUUCUCUGCAAGCGCAUUUGUUGUGCUUGCCAGCAGCGGAACGGCGCUUGGCUCAUGGGUUGAUUGGAUCCCCUUUCAGAAGGAUGUGACCGUUACCGCUACCUUUACAAGAAGCAUCCAGGUCUGCCCCUGCAAUGGCGAAGUACGUGUUACUCAGCCGUAUCCUGCAGGUGGCAAGCCUACCGGAACAAUUGAUCACUACACUGUAACCGAGAACAUCGAUCCCCACUGGGCAAAGCCUCGUGAGACUAUCACCAAGGCUGGCCCGAUCGUGGUUGUCUUCUCUACUGCUGGCUCAAUGACCACCAAGACAGGUGUGAUGAUCGAACUGAAGCCUACUAAUGGUCUUGUCGUGACCAAGACAAUCUGGACCGGCCCACAGCCUUCUGAUGAUCUUGCAUGGGUCGACUGGGUUGACAGUGAUGACAACAAUGGCGGGACCCUGACUCGAUCUCACACCAAGACUGAGACUGUCUAUGGCCCUGCGCCGACUGAUCCGCAAACGAACGAGCCGUGGGCUGAUUGGGUAGCCACUUCGAACACGAAGAAAGCGACCACUACUAAGUCCUCAACAAAGUCUAGCACACUAAAGUCUAGCUCGACCUCAGCUGCGAGGACCUCAUCCCGCUCGGGCGGCUCUAACGGCGGCUCAACAUCGUCUCGGUCUUCUAGCACUUCGACCACUUCCACCUCCACUUCGUCCAGCAGUGUGAGCAAUGGUCCCGGCGGAUACAGCACGACAUCUAGCUCGAGCACCAGCACCUCGACAUUUAGCUCUUCUAGCAGCGUCGCCGCUGGGCCCGGCGGUGGAAGCACCACAGGCGCUUCGACACCAACAAGCACUGAUGGGACGACGUCGACGACGACGACCGUGGCCACCGACACUACCACCACCACCACCAGUAGCUUCAGUGUUGGACCGAUUGGACAGAGUACCAGCAGUUCUUCCGUAGACAGCACCACCUCAAGCCCGAGCACCAGCACUUCGUCACUUGCUGGUGUCCAAACCACAUCCACCAGCACAACCAGUGCUGCCGUUCUACCCACCACAAGCACCACUAGUUCCGCCGCAGCCACUACCACUUCCGCUGGGACGGGCUCAGUUGUUGUCGAUGAUGUACGUAACUUGGACUACAUCACCGCCAUUCUGCAACAACAUAACGUCCAUCGUCGCAACCAUUCUGCUGUUGACUUGACUUGGUCCCCCAGCUUGGCUGCUACUGCCAACACAAUUGCCUCAUCUUGCAUUUACGCACAUAACACCGCUGUCGAUGGCGGUGGUUACGGACAGAAUAUCGGUGCAGGAUACACUCCCAACCAAGUGGGCGUGAUGAUCACCAACGACAUGUAUAACGGCGAGUUCAGCAACUACCCCGGCCCAUUUGACCAGGACAACAUCGAUCUAACCAACUUCAAUAACUUUGGCCACUUCACCCAGAUCGUGUGGAAGAACACCGUUCAGGUCGGUUGCGCCACCGUCACCUGUCCUGGUGGUCUUCAGGGUGCCAGCUUCACCCCCUACUUCACCGUCUGCAACUACUACCCGGCUGGAAAUUUUGUUGGUCAAUACUCGAACGUCGGUGCCCCUCUUGGCGGGCCAAUUCAUGUCGUGCUAGCAAAUGCAAACUAG
This is a messenger RNA of Exophiala aquamarina CBS 119918, 1635 nucleotides long. RefSeq lists its product as uncharacterized. Gene Ontology annotation, cellular component: extracellular region. The record is from RefSeq and is a predicted model, not a curated record. Lineage: Eukaryota; Fungi; Ascomycota; Eurotiomycetes; Chaetothyriales; Herpotrichiellaceae. The transcript has 2 exons. Bases 1 to 1635 code for a protein of 544 amino acids.